GUCUACAACACAGCUACCAUCAACCGUCAAAAUGGGUGGCGAUCUCAAUCUAAAGAAAUCAUGGCACCCUUCCCUGCUCCGCAACCAGGAACGCGUCUGGGCAGAAGAAAAGCGCGCCCUGGAGGAACGCAAACGGAUCGACCAGCUACGACGCGAGCGCGAUGAGGAACGCCAGAUCCAGGAACUGCAGCGACUGCAGGAGGCAUCGGGGAAGGCGGCGACGCAGGUGCGCGUGGACUGGAUGUACCAGGCACCCUCGUCGGGCGGGGGCCCCGUCUCCGAAGAGAUGGAAGGAUACCUGCUCGGCAAGCGGCGGGUGGACGGCUUGCUUCUCAAACGGGAGGAGAAUGCGAAACUGGAGCGCGGGGCGGCAGAUGCGGUGACCUCUGCCGGGGCGGUUGGGGCGGCUGCUGCGGCGCCGCUCGAGAACUCGCGAGAUCUGAUGGUCAAGGUGCGGGCGGACCCGUUGCUGGAAGUCAAGAGGCGGGAGCAGGCGGCGUACGAGGCUAUGAUCAAGGAGGCGGCGCGCAAACAGGAGAGAGAACGGGAGCGGGAGAAGAGAAGCGGGCGUGGCGGCCAUCGAGAGAGGGAGAGGGAGAGGGAAAGGGAGGCGCGAGAUUCGCGAGAUUUGCGGAGGGAGCGCAGGCCGUCCAGGUCUUCGUCUCCUGGUCAGAGCAGAAGAGACAGAGAAUAUCGAGACAGAGACAGAAGAGACAGAGAUAGGGAUGAUCGAGACUACAGAGAGAGCCAUCGACGGGAACGGAAAGAAGAACGAGAUCACAGAGACAGGGAUCGGGACAGAGACAGCCACCGACGGGAACGGAAAGAGGAACGAGAUCACAGAGACAGGGAUAGGGAUCGGAGAGAGAGGAGAGACCGAGAUACCCGUCGCGAAGAGGACGACAGACGGUACAGAGAGAGCCACAGGAGAGACCGCGACAGGGAACCAAGAGAUAAUAAUAACCACCGCGCCUCAUCCUCCUCCUACCAAGACAAUCGCUCGACCCGGCCCAACCAGCCGGGUUCUACGCAGCCCCCGGCCAGCACGGAUGAAGACCGCCUCCGCAAACUUGCCGAGAUGCAAUCCAACGCCCAGGAACUGGAGACCACCCGCGUGCAGCGCAUUGCCGAGAUCGACGCACAGGAGGAGCACGAGCGUGCCCGCGACGACCGCCAGCGCUCGGAUCGCGGCCGCUUCGUCUCGUCCCUGCACCGUCAGCUGCAGGAGGAUAGUUUGGAUGAGCGGAUUCGGCGGAGUAAAGGUGGGUUGGCAAAGAUGGAGGAUUAA
This is a messenger RNA of Penicilliopsis zonata CBS 506.65, 1288 nucleotides long. RefSeq lists its product as hypothetical. The transcript has 2 exons. NCBI's taxonomy places the organism in Eukaryota, Fungi, Ascomycota, Eurotiomycetes, Eurotiales, Aspergillaceae. The record is from RefSeq and is a predicted model, not a curated record. The coding region runs from base 32 to 1288 and encodes 418 amino acids. Gene Ontology annotation, biological process: mRNA splicing, via spliceosome. Gene Ontology annotation, cellular component: U2-type spliceosomal complex.